Molecule: messenger RNA, 995 nt
Organism: Chaetomium strumarium
Lineage: Eukaryota; Fungi; Ascomycota; Sordariomycetes; Sordariales; Chaetomiaceae
Exons: 1
Coding region: 133-633 (166 amino acids)
Source: RefSeq, a predicted model, not a curated record
ACCGAGCCAAGUCAUAACGAUACACAGUAUACUCUGGGGAGAGUAGAUCUUGGGCGAGAACAAGAGGAACCCCUCAGUUGCCAUCCAUCUAAAUUCUUAAUUUUCACAACUUCCAUAUCCACAUCAUCAUCAAUGGCUCGCCCGUUCUCAUACUCCUCAACACCGGCAGCCGCCCCCUCUGAGGCGAAACCCCUUCCCGAGCCCGACAUCAUCGAAGAGCCACAAAGGCCAGGAACCUCCGGCACAGAAGCAGCGCUGAAAGUCACGCGCCGCCGCGCCUCCCAGAAACUGCGCCAGGCCGAGCGCGCCGAGCGCCUCUACCGCGCCAAGAAGCGCUCGGCCGCCACGCGCGCAAACUACGCCGACGCCAAAGACCAUCUCCACCAGGCCAAGGAGCAUUUCAAGCUCGGGGUCAAGUUGUUGGUCGCGGUCGUAAAGGGCGUCCCCUAUGUGCUGAGGGAGAAGCACGAAGUGAAGCGGCUCAAGAGAGAGGAGGAAAAGAGAAAGAAGGUCAUGGAGAUGAAGCAACGCUUGGACGAGAAGCUGGCUGGUGCCGAGGGGAACGGUGACGAGGAUCGGCCGGAGGGUGAGGAGAGCGUUGGAGUUCCUGCGGCUAAGGGGUCGCGGCGUUGAUCUGGAGGCUGAUGUUGAUGGUUGAAGGCUGAAAGCGGUAAUGAGGCUGAGAGACGGACAAGAGGAGGAGAGGAGUUAUACCCACGCACACAUCCUUCAGUUUCGGUCCCCCCCGUCGUUGUUUUCUUUUGUCAGUGUUUCUCUGUUUCCCUGCUCUUUCUUUUCCUUCGUUCGACUGGGACAGCGCUGGUUAACACAAACGCAGUUGAUGUCCAGGUCUCACACUCACUGAUAUGGCACUCCUGGUGCGACAAACCCCCUCGACUGAGCCACGAUAUUUUAUUUGUCCUUUUCCUAUCAUGUCCAUCAUUAAUACCCUUUUCCUGUAUCUAAUGACUCGACGAGGCAUGACUAUGGUAAGA